AUGCCGUUUCUAGCAGUACCCGCAUGGGCCGCUAACCAAGAUGGACACGAGGAAGCGCGAGACGGAAGAAACUCGCUGGCGCAACUAGCACCGCCGACACUGGCACAGAGCAGCUUUGCAAUGGACAUCAGCCCUAGCCCCGGGAUGGGAGGCCUUGACUCGUUCUUGUCAUUCGGUGGAGGUUAUGCCCGCGCCAAUGCGACACCGUCAGGCCAUCGCCGUAGUGCAGAAAUGUUUCGUCGUUCGGGUGCGGUGUUUACUGCAGCAGGCAGCUGCGCCAACAGCUCUGCUGCGUUCCCGUAUGUCUUCGCUAAAGGUGCCGAAAAAGAAGCGACGAAAUUCGCCACGCAUCCGAUACUACAUACCUUCGCGGGUAGUAUCCACGCGACACUCAAUAGCGAGCUCGGCAUCAAGAUGCUCUAUGGUCUGGCGUUGGCGCCACGGUCGAACGAGAUCAAGCCAAAGCUGCCACUAGAUCACGAAUCGAGCAAUCAAAACCAGCACGCGGCUAACAUUAAGGCUAAGUCUGUUACUCUUACUGCUACCGUUCAGUUUGUUCAUGAUAGUAUGCUACUUACUUCUUGCGCCCGUGUAGAUCGUCUUCAAGCAUGAUCUUCCUGUACUAGCAUAAGUAGAUAUUGUCACGCCGUAUGAGGAUGGAUAAGAGGCUUGAAGAUGAACCAGAUUGCAGUAUGUACAGCUUGCUCCUCUAAUCCUCACAACAUGAUCAAGAUAUGGGACAAAGAACACAGUAAAGGACUGGUUUUGCGGGAUGGAUUCGUGCCUCACCAGAGGAGUUUGCCGCUAGGGAGCAAGAACAGGGAAGAGAUUUUGGCAAAUCUGUUGGGCAAUAGAACCCGCCUGGACUUCCAUCAAGAUCGGCACUUUUUGAGUACUGGUCUACCAGCAAGCUCGCCGGUCCGCUUUCUUUUAUGGCUUGCUUCAAGAAGCUGAAACGCAGCGCGUGUUUACCGAAUACGAUCUCAAGUACAAGUUACUAGAUCAGGUUCUAUUCUUUCGCCCUCUCACUCUAAUCUCUUUGGAGCUCUUUACGAAAGGACGGCACCUGACGCAUGAACUUGAGGCGAGCCCGAUGGGGCAGGUGCUUGGCUAUGUGGGCAGCUAAGAUCGUCGUCGCAAAGCAGGUGCAGGAGUGCUUGGGAAGGGAAGAAGAAAGCCGGAGUGACUAGUGAGUACUAAAUUAUAUCAUCAAUCUAACUAGUGCUUGGCAGUAACUUCGUCAUCGUUUCGUCCAUAUGGAAGAGAUACGAGGAAAUAGAGCAUUCUUCAACACAAAUAAUCUCGAUGUCUGCGGCAGAAGGAGAAGAAAAAUUGAAGUAGUUUUAUAUAUGAAUAUGAUCUAAGUUGUAGCAACAUCAUCCAUCAUGAUCAUUCUCGAAGCUGCUGUUGAUUUUUAUUCUUAUUAAUUUCUAAAGUCAGUGACAGUGUCGCAAACAAAACUCUUAUAUGUAGUAAGUCAAAGCAAGUUUUUCAACUACGACUGACUUUUUUAUUCAUCUAAAUACUGAUUUCUAGACCGAAUUGCUGUUCAUCUAGUACAGGGUGCUGCUGUAGUAUGUUGUGAACUCUUUUUUCGACGCGAAUUUCUUUAAGACUCUAUCAGCCUCCAACGUUAUGAACUGCUUGUUGUGCGAUGUUGCGUAACACAAUGUAGAGCAGUAUUGAAAGAAGUCCCAUUCAUCGUAUAUCGGAUUUACUGUUGUCUCUUACUUAACAAUAUUAUCGUAAAAAUCCCCUCUAUCUUUUAGUCGUUGGUCAAAAAAAAUCAUAUCGUUGGUCGAUCCUCUGAUCUUCUACUCGAUGACGUGACUCCAAAAUCAAAAGGCAUCCUUUCAUCUUAGAAAUAGAAGUACUGACUCUCCUAGUCAUUUUAUGAAAGAAGAAUCAUCACCAAGAACGUCACCUCCUAGUAUUCCUUCUUAGUCUCGUUCUGAAUAAUUUACAUUUUUUUCUCGUCUCGGGAUCCAUUGGUUCGGCGCAUAGAAGUACUACAGUAGAUUUUCAAAGAGUAGGAUUAGGUUUAGGAACGUUCUCAACAAGCGGGCUUCCGUUUGUGAGAGCUCUUUCGAAGCAGAGAGCUCUCAAGAAAGUAGAACUGAUAGAAAAACUGACUCAAGAAAGCAGAAGUGAUAGAAAUAGAAGUACUGACUCAUAUACUCUACUAAUGGUUUUAUCAAAGAAGAAACACCUCCACUAACGUCACCUAAUUGUAUUCCUAUUUUCCAUUUUUUUCUCGUCUCAGGCCUAUGAAUGAUCGAAUCCUCAAGCAACGAUCCUCCUCAUGAAAGCCAAGUAUCGUACGGUAUUGCUG
Molecule: messenger RNA, 2332 nt
Organism: Amoebophrya sp. A25
Lineage: Eukaryota; Dinophyceae; Syndiniales; Amoebophryaceae
Source: the annotation of a GenBank genome assembly